Messenger RNA from Gorilla gorilla gorilla (western lowland gorilla), 3602 nucleotides. RefSeq names its product phosphoribosylglycinamide formyltransferase, phosphoribosylglycinamide synthetase, phosphoribosylaminoimidazole synthetase (gene GART). Lineage: Eukaryota; Metazoa; Chordata; Mammalia; Primates; Hominidae. Bases 404 to 3436 code for a protein of 1010 amino acids. Gene Ontology annotation, cellular component: cytosol. Gene Ontology annotation, biological process: adenine biosynthetic process; 'de novo' IMP biosynthetic process. Gene Ontology annotation, molecular function: ATP binding; phosphoribosylformylglycinamidine cyclo-ligase activity; phosphoribosylamine-glycine ligase activity. The transcript has 22 exons. The record is from RefSeq and is a predicted model, not a curated record.
AUCAGUGAGCACGGCCCUGCUCCCCUCUGCUGUUUCUGAGCGGCUGGGGUAGAGGUGCUGACGUUUGCGCCGCGCACGACUAUGUCCGCCAUGUUAGUGUCUGACGCAGGCGCCAUUACAGGAGCCGUCUCUCUUGAGGCGACCGUGUCCGCUUAAGUUGUCAGUCCCCAGCAGUGUUUGGGAGCCUUAAGAGGCUUGCUAAGCGCCUGAGAUUAAAAGCCAAGAGGAAGAAGAGCAAGAAGGGCAACCCAGUGUUUAACACACGGCUUUCAGGCGCUCUCAGGUGGCGCCAAGUUCAGUUUCGACGGGGAUAUGCAUCCGGGAGAGAAUUUUUCAGCCCCCGCCCCCACUGGCAUGUGAGAGGAAGAACUCGCUGUUGCCCUGUGUCUUCCCCAACAGAACAAUGGCAGCCCGAGUACUUAUAAUUGGCAGUGGAGGAAGGGAACAUACGCUGGCCUGGAAACUUGCACAGUCUCAUCAUGUCAAACAAGUGUUGGUUGCCCCAGGAAACGCAGGCACUGCCUGCUCUGAAAAGAUUUCAAAUACCGCCAUCUCAAUCAGUGACCACACUGCCCUUGCUCAAUUCUGCAAAGAGAAGAAAAUUGAAUUUGUAGUUGUUGGACCAGAAGCACCUCUGGCUGCUGGGAUUGUUGGGAACCUGAUGUCUGCAGGAGUGCGAUGCUUUGGCCCAACAGCAGAAGCGGCUCAGUUAGAGUCCAGCAAAAGGUUUGCCAAAGAGUUUAUGAACAGACAUGGAAUCCCAACUGCACAAUGGAAGGCUUUCACCAAACCUGAAGAAGCCUGCAGCUUCAUUUUGAGUGCAGACUUCCCCGCUUUGGUUGUGAAGGCCAGUGGUCUUGCAGCUGGAAAAGGGGUGAUUGUUGCAAAGAGCAAAGAAGAGGCCUGCAAAGCUGUACAAGAGAUCAUGCAGGAGAAAGCCUUUGGGGCAGCUGGAGAAACAAUUGUCAUUGAAGAACUUCUUGACGGAGAAGAGGUGUCGUGUCUGUGUUUCACUGAUGGCAAGACUGUGGCCCCCAUGCCCCCAGCACAGGACCAUAAGCGAUUACUGGAGGGAGAUGGUGGCCCUAACACAGGGGGAAUGGGAGCCUAUUGUCCAGCCCCUCAGGUUUCUAAUGAUCUAUUACUAAAAAUUAAAGAUACUGUUCUUCAGAGGACAGUGGAUGGCAUGCAGCAAGAGGGUACUCCAUAUACAGGUAUUCUCUAUGCUGGAAUAAUGCUGACCAAGGAUGGCCCAAAAGUUCUAGAGUUUAAUUGCCGUUUUGGUGAUCCAGAGUGCCAAGUAAUCCUCCCACUUCUUAAAAGUGAUCUUUAUGAAGUGAUUCAGUCCACCUUAGAUGGACUGCUCUGCACAUCUCUGCCUGUUUGGCUAGAAAACCACACCGCCCUAACUGUUGUCAUGGCAAGUAAAGGUUAUCCUGGAGACUACACCAAGGGUGUAGAGAUAACAGGGUUUCCUGAGGCUCAAGCUCUAGGACUGGAGGUGUUCCAUGCAGGCACUGCCCUCAAAAAUGGCAAAGUAGUAACUCAUGGGGGUAGAGUUCUUGCAGUCACAGCCAUCCGGGAAAAUCUCGUAUCAGCCCUUGAGGAAGCCAAGAAAGGACUAGCUGCUAUAAAGUUUGAGGGAGCAAUUUAUAGGAAAGACAUCGGCUUUCGUGCCAUAGCUUUCCUCCAGCAGCCCAGGAGUUUGACUUACAAGGAAUCUGGAGUAGAUAUCGCAGCUGGAAAUAUGCUGGUCAAGAAAAUUCAGCCUUUAGCAAAAGCCACUUCCAGAUCAGGCUGUAAAGUUGAUCUUGGAGGUUUUGCUGGUCUUUUUGAUUUAAAAGCAGCUGGUUUCAAAGAUCCCCUUCUGGCCUCUGGAACAGAUGGCGUUGGAACUAAACUAAAGAUUGCCCAGCUGUGCAAUAAACAUGAUACCAUUGGUCAAGAUUUGGUAGCAAUGUGUGUUAAUGAUAUUCUGGCACAAGGAGCAGAGCCCCUCUUCUUCCUUGAUUACUUUUCCUGUGGAAAACUUGACCUCAGUGUAACUGAAGCUGUUGUUGCUGGAAUUGCUAAAGCUUGUGGAAAAGCUGGAUGUGCUCUCCUUGGAGGUGAAACAGCAGAAAUGCCUGACAUGUAUCCCCCUGGAGAGUAUGACCUAGCUGGGUUUGCCGUUGGUGCCAUGGAGCGAGAUCAGAAACUCCCUCACCUGGAAAGAAUCACUGAGGGUGAUGUUGUUGUUGGAAUAGCUUCAUCUGGUCUUCAUAGCAAUGGAUUUAGCCUUGUGAGGAAAAUCGUGGCAAAAUCUUCCCUCCAGUACUCCUCUCCAGCACCUGAUGGUUGUGGUGACCAGACUUUAGGGGACUUACUUCUCACGCCUACCAGAAUCUACAGCCAUUCACUGUUACCUGUCCUACGUUCAGGACAUGUCAAAGCCUUUGCCCAUAUUACUGGUGGAGGAUUACUAGAGAACAUCCCCAGAGUCCUCCCUGAGAAACUUGGGGUAGAUUUAGAUGCCCAGACCUGGAGGAUCCCCAGGGUCUUCUCAUGGUUACAGCAGGAAGGACACCUCUCUGAGGAAGAGAUGGCCAGAACAUUUAACUGUGGGGUUGGCGCUGUCCUUGUGGUAUCAAAGGAGCAGACAGAGCAGAUUCUGAGGGAUAUCCAGCAGCACAAGGAAGAAGCCUGGUUGAUUGGCAGUGUGGUUGCACGAGCUGAAGGUUCCCCACGUGUGAAAGUCAAGAAUCUGAUUGAAAGCAUGCAAAUAAAUGGGUCAGUGUUGAAGAAUGGCUCCAUGACAAAUCAUUUCUCUUUUGGAAAAAAAAAGGCCAGAGUGGCUGUCUUAAUAUCUGGAACAGGAUCGAACCUGCAAGCACUCAUAGACAGUACUCGGGAACCAAAUAGCUCUGCACAAAUUGAUAUUGUUAUCUCCAACAAAGCCGCAGUAGCUGGGUUAGAUAAAGCGGAAAGAGCUGGUAUUCCCACUAGAGUAAUUAAUCAUAAACUGUAUAAAAAUCGUGUAGAAUUUGACAGUGCAAUUGACUUAGUCCUUGAAGAGUUCUCCAUAGACAUAGUCUGUCUUGCAGGAUUCAUGAGAAUUCUUUCUGGCCCCUUUGUCCAAAAGUGGAAUGGAAAAAUGCUCAAUAUCCACCCAUCCUUGCUCCCUUCUUUUAAGGGUUCGAAUGCCCAUGAGCAAGCCCUGGAAACCGGAGUCACAGUUACUGGGUGCACUGUACACUUUGUAGCUGAAGAUGUGGAUGCUGGACAAAUUAUUUUGCAAGAAGCUGUUCCCGUGAAGAGGGGUGAUACUGUCGCAACUCUUUCUGAAAGAGUAAAAUUAGCAGAACAUAAAAUAUUUCCUGCAGCCCUUCAGCUGGUGGCCAGUGGAACUGUACAGCUUGGAGAAAAUGGCAAGAUCUGUUGGGUUAAAGAGGAAUGAAGCCCUUUAAUUCAGAAAUGGGGUCAGUUUAGAAAGAAUUAUUUGCUGUUUGCAUGGUGGUUUUUUUAUCAUGGACUUGGCCCAAAAGAAAAACUGCUAAAAGACAAAAAAGACCUCACCCUUACUUCAUCUAUUUUUUUAAUAAAUAGAGACUCACUAAAAACAA